Messenger RNA from Topomyia yanbarensis, 3072 nucleotides. RefSeq lists its product as uncharacterized. The transcript is spliced from 11 exons. The record is from RefSeq and is a predicted model, not a curated record. Gene Ontology annotation, molecular function: serine-type endopeptidase activity. Bases 131 to 2800 code for a protein of 889 amino acids. Lineage: Eukaryota; Metazoa; Arthropoda; Insecta; Diptera; Culicidae. Gene Ontology annotation, biological process: proteolysis.
CGAUUACCUCAUUGGAAAAUAUUCAAUUAUAAACUAGCUUUAGUAUCAGUUGCUUCGGUCAAUCCGACAGAUAUAGUGAUAGUAAUUCCCAUUUUAGUGUUCAUCUUACUUAGGGUAUUUACAGGUUCUGAUGACGGGGUUCCUCAUUUUUAUUUUCCUCGCAUGCUGGCCUAUUAGUGAAGCUGCUGACUAUUGGUCACCCAAGACUACUGAUCAUGGUGGAAAUCCUCUGAUGUUCCCUAACGAGCGGACUACUUUGGAUGAUUGCCAUCUUCGCUAUCACAAGUUGUACCUCGAGCCAGGGGUUAAGCCAGCAUUCGGGAUGCCGGUUCCGUUAAAAGAAUUCGCGCACAUGGGAGCGAUCGGGUGGACCCAGCGUAACGGAAAUAUACUGUGGCAGUGCGGGGGAACACUGAUCUGGGACAACUUCGUACUCACUGCAGCACACUGUGCUGUCGAUUCGAGAAAUCAGGCUCCGGAUGUUGUGAGAUUUGGUGAUAUUGAUCUCACCAGCGCUGAUGAUGAUCAGUAUGCGCAACAAAUAAAGAUUGUUGAGGUUAUUAGACAUCCGAUGCACAAAUUUGCUGCCAACUAUCAUGAUAUUGCGUUGAUCAAACUGUCAAAAGGUGUGAGAUUGCAUGACACAGUGGCUCCUGCUUGUUUAUGGCUAGAUGAAGAAAUGAGGUUUCGAAAGUUAGAAGCUACUGGUUGGGGGAGAACUGGUUUCGCACAGGAGCAAACACCAGUUUUGUUGAAAGUGGUUUUGAAACCGAUCUCAAAGCAACAGUGCAGUGAAUUCUACAGUAACAUUACUACCCGAAAGCUUCGAUCCGGUCUACAAGACCAGCACCUUUGCGCGAUUGACGACAGAAUGGACACUUGUGAGGGUGACUCCGGCGGUCCGCUACAGAUUAAACUGAUGCACAAUUCCAAGGUGACUCCAUUUAUUGUCGGAAUUACCUCAUUCGGUUCGGCCUGUGGAACGUCAACUCCGGGUGUGUACACCAGAAUAGCCGGAUACCAGGAUUGGAUAGUGUCUACAAUGCGGCAGAAUGGUGCCGACGUGGAUGAAAAUAUCUUCAAUGCAACAAUUUGCGCAUUACGAUAUGUACAUUUCCGGGAAUAUGAGGAUGCUGUGAUCCAGGAAAAAACGAUCGACUAUACUUCCUAUGAUUCAGAUAAUGCACGAAUCAAAGAUUAUGGUAAUACAGAUUGGCUGGCGGAAAUCGGAUGGCAAUCGGGAGGGCCAGAAAAUUGCUUCGGAGUAAUUAUAGAUGAGGAUACAGUGCUAACCAUCGCAGAUUGUACUAAUUUUAACGGUCUAGCUCCGACGACUAUUACGUACCAAGGAGGGAAUACAGCGGUUAUCUCCAAGAUUUACGUUCCUCCUGAAUAUAUUAAAGGAUUUAGUUACAACAAUAUUGCUGUUCUGAAGAUGCAGGAGCACCUCAAUUUGUCGAUAAGUUUUCAGCCAUCAUGCAUUUGGCAUGGAAACGAGAUUCCAUACUCUAUUUUACAAGUUAUCGGUUAUGGUAGAGAAGAUAUGAACACAUUUCCUUACAGCGAUGAACGGAUACAACUGAACCCGACGGAAAAGUUCCUGCACAUCCAAUCGAGAAUUUUCAACGAAAGUAGCUGUGUAUUGCCAAAUUCAUAUUCGCGAAGCCUUCCACGGGGUAUGUCUAGGGAACAUCUUUGUGUUGGCAAUGAUGUCUUUAUAGUACCUGAAACGUGCCGACUAAGGAUAGGUGCUCCAAUUACUGAAACGGUGGAGAUUAAUGACCGCAGUUAUCAUAUGACGUUCGCUCUCAGCCAACAGGGUAGGGACUGCGGGUUCGGUGAGUAUAUGCUGGCCACUCGUCCAGCCAGCCAUGUAGAGUGGCUGAAAUCGGUACUGUUGCCGAAUUAUCAGGAUACGGGCAGUUCCGUUAGUUUUGUGGACCCGGAUCUGCUGCAGGGCAACAGUUGUGAAAAUGAUGCUGGAGUAAAAGGUCGUUGUGUUACGCUUGGAACUUGUUCAGUGGAGUGGUCUAAAUUUUUAGCGGAUGGACCAAUUAAGUUUUGUUCAAGUAGUAAGGUGGUUUGUUGUCCAUUAUCUAAGAUCAAGAACCAGCAGAGCAGUCGAGUACACCCAGAGCUUCUUGAAUGUCCACAACUGGUAAAGCGGCUCGCAGUUACAUAUUCACCCGGUUCAAUGGUCAACAUUGGAUGGAUUAGCGGAGAGAAUAUAGAGUUCCGAUGUCAUGGGGCAAUCAUCACUAAAUUAAUAAUUAUUACAUCGGCCAGCUGUUUGAGCGAAGGCUUACCUCAAUUUGUGCAACUUGUAGCAAAUGUUUCCCAAAAAAACUUCGAAAUAGACGGAAUCAUAUUACAUCGAGAUUAUAACUCUACCACGAACAGUAACGAUAUUGCACUGAUUCGACUGCGACGCCCGCUAUCGUGGAGUGCAGACGUAUUUCCAACUUGCCUCUGGACAAACACAUCCCACACGCCAUUAGUCAUGGAAUUAAGUUUUGAAGACGACGAGGAGAUAGCGUUCGAUUACGUAGCGCCUAUGUACAACAGCGACUGUCAGCGCACACACCCCCAGGCAAUACGCAGUUCGCAGAUUUGUGCACGAUCGUAUAUGCGUAAUUCGACGUGUAUCAGCCUUGGUGAUCAGCUACGAUGGGAUGCACCGGAUGGGAUACCGUAUUUGGUUGGACUCAUGGUGCACGCACCCAACUGCGUCGACUGGCGGUACGCUGUGUUUACGAGAAUAACCUCAUUCCUGGAUUGGAUUAGUGCAAAUGCAUUUUAGUAGUGUAGUGAAGAAGUGAAUCCUUUUAAAUAGUGAUAGUAGAAACCAGUAAAUAUAUCAUUAGUACAUAGUGCUAUUUAAUGCGCUAUUUUGGACAUUAGGUUUAUUGCUAGAUUCAAUACUAAAUUAGAAUAAUCGAAACAUAAAUGCAACAAACGGUUCGGAAGUUGUAGAUUAAGGAUGAAUAGAGUACGAUGUCUAGAUGAGCUAUGCACAUUUGGUACAUCAAUCAGGAUUCGGAAUAAAUAUAAAAAACUGUGAUUCGUAAUCAA